AUGGUCAAACCAACUGGCCGCCAGCUCUGGGAGCAGUACGCCCGCCAGAUCCAAAGACUGUAUCACGCCGACGAUCCUCCGCAUCCUAACAGAAACCUCAUCACCGAGGAGCACCUUGGGCGUGCCGCGUUGCUGCAGCCAGAGUUUGAGCUUCUGGCUCCUGUCGAGGGCAGAGACGAUGAGGUUGAGCAGGAGUCCGCAUGGCCCGAAGAGUGGGUGAACCGUAGAUCUCUAAUGGGUGUUUUGAAUCGUAAAGAGUGGAAAACCUUUCCAAUACGCCAUGAGGAGCAGGAACAUCAAGUGAUUCCACAUAUCAUCAACCGGCAACCGUCUCUGAACCCAUGGGAAGAACCCGUUGCACAGUCUACGUCCCAACAACCUGCAUCUGCAACGAAUUCGCACGAGCGCAAGCAUAGUCCACAGUUGCCUCUCGAGGAUUCAGAAUACCCGCUUGAUCGCUCUCACGAUGUCUCCCCGACUACGAGAAAGUCCUUGCCGGACAUGACGAAGAGUAUGUCGAGACUGUCGUUUACCCGUGGCUAUGGCUCGAUUGAUGGACAACUAGAAAGGAUCAUGCUGGGCGGUGAUUACUCGCGAGGCAAGGAGAUGCUAUCUGUGGAUCACCGUGGUUCGCUUGACGAAAGACAAGAUCAAAGCUUGGCUAAAUAUCAGCAGUCUCACAAGGAGGCAGGACCUGCUGAUGAUCAGGGGUCCUCUGGGACUAUCUCUGGAACAAAGCCCUUUGCACAGGAUGACUUGAAAAUGUUCUUGGCUUGGCGGAGGGGCAAACGAAAGCCUCGAUCCGAAAGUGCGUCGUAA
Messenger RNA from Colletotrichum truncatum, 819 nucleotides. RefSeq lists its product as uncharacterized. The record is from RefSeq and is a predicted model, not a curated record. Lineage: Eukaryota; Fungi; Ascomycota; Sordariomycetes; Glomerellales; Glomerellaceae.